AAUUAACCAUGUUUUUUUUCUGGUAAAAGUGUAACCUUGUGGUGUAUUCAAUACUAUUGAUUACUAUUAGCAAAACCAUGAACUACAGUGUAAUAAACACCCUUUUUUUGUUUUAACUGUAUAAACCCAUGGUUAAUUUUCGUAAGGGAUUAACUCUCUACUGUUUUUCAACUUACAGUAGGGAAAAUGCCCGCGAAAACAUAUUUGUGUGAAUUUCCCUUCUGUAAAUACAUUUGAAAAUGACCGCGAAAAUCCGACCAAUGACAUUUCCGACCAAUGAGGGAGAUUUCAAAUUCUGACGAGCCAGACGGAUAUUUUACCGUUGCUAGAGGACACGAAGAAUUCAACAAGUAAGUAUUUUUUAUAUUUUUGUAAUUAUAUAUUAUAUUUUAUAUUGUCCGUUUGUCGUUGAAAGUCUUUUAUUCUGCAGUUUAAUCAAGUGGUUGGUAAUUUCUGUCAUAACCGAAUAAUUUGCAGUUAAACGUAACAUUACCUAAACAUUUUAAUGUUUUUCUGCCUCAGUUAACUUAAAAUUGCAACGCAACAGUUAGGGAAUGUAGUGAGGAAAGCAAUAUUUUUUGCUUUAACUGAUGUUUCAACCAAUAUUUUACAGUGCAUCUUGUUUUUAUUUCAAGUUCGCGGUCUGGAUUAAAUCUUUUGGAUCGUCGGUGGUGCGUUUGAUUGUGGCAGAUAACAAUUACCUUCACAACGAGGAAAAACCAAGGUAAAUGAAAAGAUGGACUUAAUGGAGGACAGCAUCAAGAAGGCGCUACCCAUGCUUCAGGAGAGUGAUUAUACCAGACUUACAGCACACUUGGCUGGUAUGGGUGUGCAGACAGACAGUGAUCUCCACUUUGUUACCUUAGAAGACAUCAAAGAGAUUAUUCCUAUUGUUGCUGCCCGUAGACUGUUACACUACAUAAAGAACAUGGGCCGUGAAGACCUUACUUCUGACCAGCAAUCCAGCUUCUCAAGAGGCUCUUCAUCUUUACAUCAACCAAGCCAGGUCCCUAUUCAGGUUUCUGACUGGGUCUCGUCAUAUGAAAUACCGUGGGAGAAAAUGCCACCACAUUUGCGACAAUGCCUUGCACAAGGCCAGAGACCCCGAAAGCAGGAGCAUUUAGCAAUGGUGAGAACAAUUGUAGACUCAAUUCGAGAAAUAUGCCUGAACCCUUCUAGAAGUCAGUGUUCAGAAAUUGCGAGAAGAAUUACUGAGAAAUACCCCAAAAGCUUUGCCGAUGUAACAAUGGAAGGAGAGCUGAUUGGCUGUGGCUAUGGAUCCUUGUUAAAUCAGAUAAAAACAAGGGUUGAACAUGUAAAUCGUGACAACACACUUGUAAGAGUUAGAAAACCAAAACGGCAUAUCACUGACAAUGAGUCUUCAUCCAGCAGUGAGAUUACCCCAUCCAAAUGUUCAAAAACAGAUAGCUACGGCUGCAUCAACUGGCACCCAGUUGACCUCCCUCAAGAUGAGACACCAGAAUCAGUAGAACUGAAGAGAGACACAAUGGUCAAGUUGUUUUCUGAAGAGGGACCCAGAGCAGCAGAGCGUGGCCAGGUCGAACAACUGAUGAAGACAACAUAUGCUUCUCAACGCUAUGCCAUCAAUAAGAACCCCCCACCCAGCAUUGAUCAACUCAAAGAACAGUGGCCAUUUCUUUUCAUGAAGAGAUACUUGUGUGCCCACUUCAACACUCUGACUGGGAUUGAUAUUAACACUAGACUCACAGAAUCUCUCAGCAGAAAAGGAAAGAAGGUGCUACAGUUUUUUGAAAGUCAACUUAAGAGAUGGAAUAAGGAUGUCCGGACAGUCCUGAAAGACAUCAGUAGUGCGGAAAAGGGAGAUAUUGACUAUGGUGUUGCAUCUGUAAUUACCAUUAUGGCAUAUUACAAAGAAAAGGAGGAGUCACUCUUUCUUUUGGCAGAUGUCACUGCAACUUCUGCAGAUGUACAGGAAAGCCUCACUGUACCCAGCACCCCAAGGCUGAUUGCAUUUGGAGAUUCUGUUCUCCAUGCCAAAAGAUGGAUGCUUACAAUGGAGGGCAGAGUCAUCAUUGAGUCACAAGACCUAACUGAUUUUCAGUCCGCAUUAGCUGUCUUGUUUGGCUGCUACUACGCUUUCAAUGUUCAGUACCAAGAAGAGGCAGCUGCGACUCUGGAGUUCCUGCAGAGAUUCAUUCUACGAAUAAACCCUGAUGGGACAAAAUGCCAGUCAAAGACACGGAUCAGCCGUACCUCUGGGAAGAAGGUGCAACGAAAAAGUUCUGGCCUGAAUCCUCAUGUUGCGUCUUUAAUAAAAGAGCUUGUUGACUUUGAUUGGCAAAAUUUUUAAAAAACGACCAACAACCGAGUUAAGUAAUGUUAAUGUGUAAUGUGGAAAGUGUUAGUUUGAAUGGCUUGUUCUGCUUUUUACAGUUUUAAAAUGUAGCCAAAAUGUAAUUUGUUCUUUCAGUAAAUUGUUGCCCUUUAAAGGGAUAGUUCACCCAAAAAUGAAGAUUCUGUCAACAUUUACUCACUCUCAAUUUCUUUUUCUGAUGAACAUAAAGGAAGAUUUUUUGAGGAAUGUUUGUAACCAGAGCAUUCGUGAGCCCCUUUCACAUAGUAUUCUUUAAUCCUAUGAAAGUAAAUGGGGGCUCAUGAUUGGUUUGGUCACAAACAUUCCUCAAAAUAUCUUCAUUCAUUGAUUUAGAAAUUGAUUUAGGUUUGUAACUACAUGAGAGUGAGUAAAUUAUGACAGAAUUUUCAUUUUUGGGUGAACUAUCCCUUUUAAGUUCUCUGAUCUAAGACAAAUUUCUCUAAGGUACCAUUUAUUGUCUCCCUUAGAAGUAAAUGUCUGUUAGUAAUGUAAAACAACUGAAAGACUGCAUUUAAAAUGUAAUGUAAUGUAAAUGUAAUUCUGUUUCA
This is a messenger RNA of Misgurnus anguillicaudatus (oriental weatherfish), 2904 nucleotides long. Lineage: Eukaryota; Metazoa; Chordata; Actinopteri; Cypriniformes; Cobitidae. The record is from RefSeq and is a predicted model, not a curated record.